GGAAGAUCAUUACUGUAAUAAUUUUGAGGAAAUACUUAACCUGAGCUCAACUCUUUUUAAACAACUGAGAGUUUUCUAAAGAUAAUGAUGACAUAAUCAUGCCAAAAAUGAUGGGAGCUUAAAGCAUAGUUCUGUUUCAGUUGAUUUUUUUUAAAGGCAACUUAUAAAUGGAAAAUAGCUUAUUAGAUAUAAGAAAAGAUGCAUUUUUACCUCAAACUUAUUCUGGAAACAAUUUAAAAAAUGUAAAGCCAUAUUUCAGUGCUAAUGGAACCUGAGAAAAUCUUUGUGAGGGAGAAACAUGAAUGGAAAAUGUGGUAAAUCCUUCAGCCGGACCACUAAUCUUAUUCAGCAUCAAAGAAUACACACUGAAGAGAACCCUUAUGAAUGUAAUGAAUGUGGAAAAGCUUUUAGUCAGAGCACUAAUCUUAUUCAACAUCAAAGAGUCCAUACUGGUGAGAAACCUUAUGAGUGUAAUGAAUGUGAAAAAACAUUUAGUUAUAGGUCAUCCCUUAGAAAGCAUGAGAGAAUUCAUACCAGAGAAAAACCCUAUCCUUGUCAUGAAUGUGGGAAGGCUUUUAGCCAUAUUUCAGCCCAUACUCAACAUCACAGAAUUCAUACUGGAAGACCAUAUGCGUGUACUGAAUGUAGGAAAACUUUCAGCUGGAGCACACAUCUUAUUGAACAUCAGGGAAUUCAUUCUGGGGAAAAAUCCUACCAAUGUAAGGAAUGUCGCAAAGUUUUUUGCCAUAGCACAUCACUAAUCCAACAUCAGAGAACUCACACAGGAGAAAAGCCCUAUAAAUGUAAUGAAUGUGGAACAGCCUUCAGUCAUACCCCAGCCUUCAUUCAACAUCAGCGAAUUCAUAUGGGAGAGAAUCCCUAUGAAUGUAAUGAAUGUGGAAAGGCCUUCAAUUGGAGCGCACAUCUUACUCAACACCAGAGAACUCAUACUGGAGAGAAACCUUAUGUUUGUAAGGAAUGUGGAAAGACCUUCAGCCAAAGAACACACCUUACUGAACAUCUAAAAAUUCAUUCUGGGGAGAAACCCUAUCGAUGUAAUCUAUGUCAAAAACUAUUUUGCUAUAGAACAUCAUUAAUUCGACAUCAGAGAACUCAUACAGGAAAGAAACCCUACCAAUGUAAUGAAUGUGGGAAAUCUUUCAGUUUAAGCUCAGCACUUACUAAACAUAAGCGAACACACACAGGGAAGAAACCUUAUCAAUGUAAUAAAUGUAGUGAUGUUUUUUGUCAUAGUACAUAUUUAAUUUGAUACCAAAGAAUUCAUUUUAGAAAUGAAAUCUUAUCAGAGUAAUGAAUUUGGGAAAGCCUGCAGCCAUAUGUCAUCACAUAUACCUGAGCACUCAGUGGUAAAUUGUUAUGCAAGAAAAACUUUAGGUAAAAUGCUCAUUUACUCAAUACUAUGUUUGUAUGGAGAAAAAACACUAUUCUUGCAAUUAAUUCUGAAAAAUAAGUGUUAUCAUUGAGAGAAACACUUAUAAUGGAAUUAUCCCCAGACUGGUUUGUUGUUAAAAAUAUAUUUAGAAGAUUAUUUUUAGAAAUAAUUUAUUACAAGUAUACAUAUUUGCUUAUAAUAAAAGGCUUUUCAGGUACACAAAAGUUGUAGUGGGAUAACGAAAGUUGUUUAUAUAUCAUCCUUUAUAUUUUUAGUAAUUCUGUUAUUUUUCAAUGUUAAAAAAAUACCUUCAUAGUGGGUUUGAGUUUUUUAAAUUAACAAGUUUGUGUAAUAGCCAUAUAAGAGAAUGCUUUCCUCCACAGAGAAGUAUGCAUUAUUUUCCAGUGUUCAUGGAAUUUUUUUUUAACAGGCUAUAUAUAGGUACAAAGAAAAUCUCCCCAAGGGAAAUAGUCAAGCCCAUCCUAUUUUGUUUUGUUUUGUUAACUACAAUGAGAUAAAAGUAGGUGAACAACUUAAAAUAGCACCACAAAGUUAUUUAGAAAUUAAAAAAUAAUUUUAUAAGUAACUUUGGUGUUAAAGAAUAAAU
Molecule: messenger RNA, 2000 nt
Organism: Felis catus (domestic cat)
Lineage: Eukaryota; Metazoa; Chordata; Mammalia; Carnivora; Felidae
Gene: ZNF883
Product: zinc finger protein 883
Biological process (GO): regulation of transcription by RNA polymerase II
Molecular function (GO): DNA-binding transcription factor activity, RNA polymerase II-specific; RNA polymerase II cis-regulatory region sequence-specific DNA binding
Source: RefSeq, a predicted model, not a curated record